AUGCCUGAUGUCAGCAAACUCGAGGCUGUUGCAGCCGCUUCCACUACUACUAGCACCUCACCUCUCAUCAUACAAUCCACCACCACCACCACCACUCCUACCCCUCCUUCCGCAGCCAUCGCCAGACCGACAACCGCAACCACAACCAUGAUGCCCCGCACCUCCACAGAAGUCCCCUCUCCCCUCCCCUCCCCAGUCUUCCAAACCUCCCGCCCAACCACCCCUUCCCCCCGUGCCUCCUCUUCCAACCUCCACCAUUACCACCCUCAGCACCACCCGUCAAUCUCCUCCCGCCGCCCCUCAUCAUCCCUCUCAAUCGGUUCUUCGUCAUCUCGCCGCCCCUCUUCCUCAAUCCUCUCACCAUCCUCAGCCGACCAAUCCCUCCCGCAGCGUCUGCCCCGUCAGCCAACCCCUCAGGAUGCCGCUGCCUUCGCAGAACUCCACCAGGAACUCGAGACGGAGCAAGAAGCGCAGGUCAAUAGAUUGUUAAACAUGAUCCGCCUGCAGCAAUUCCAGCAGCAGUCCCAGAACCAAGGCUCGGGCGGCAGCGUCAUAGAUGAUAACUCCUCCACCGCUGCAACCAUUGAUUCGAACUCUACCCUCGGCGCCGCUGUGGGUGGUGGGCGAGCGCUGUCACCGGUCUCGGCGUAUAGCCGUAGCGGACGUUUAUCCCGGGAGAAUUCCACCACAUCUGCCAGCAGGGGUAGGAGGAGGAGGUCGGCCUCCAGGACUUCUACGGCUACGUCGACUUCUAGUCCUAGUUUUCCGACUGGGAGCUUCAUUCCAGAUAAUGCUAGUGACACUUCCGCUAGCGUGCCCUGGAUCGGGUCUUCACAUAGCGAUAUGGGAUUCUACGUCGCGGAGGCGCAGAUGCUCACGAGGGAGAACGAAAUGCUAAAAAGGAGGAUUAGAGAGCUUGAGAGACAGGUUUCGGAACUUAGCUCCAAGUAGUCAACUUCCAGGAGCGAUGUUGCGCCUCCGGGCGGCACUACUUCUUAAAUGUACGAUGAAAGGGCGCGGGAGAGGGGCACUACUGUUGUCUUCACUUUUUUUACUGCUGGGUCUAUUUUUGUCUCUUUCACUUCUGUCUCUUUUCCGUUCCGGCCUUUUUCCCAUCCCACCCUCCAAUAACUAUUUAUCCACAACGGUGUUUCUGUUGCCGCGUUUUUUUCUCCAGUCUUGUCUGGUUUGCUUAGUUAUACUGGUCCCGAUUGAUAUUUGUUUUUUUUGUGGAAAAUGGCGAUAAACACCUCUUCUCUCCUCCGCUUUGUCUUACUUGUAGUUUUGUAGAAACACACAAACGUGUAUGUGAUUGUCGGUUUGUCAUUGUCGCGGCCGGCACCAUGCUCGUAUCAUACGUGUAGGAUACCGGUACCAUCUCGAGACGGUCCGAGCAUGGGGAGGCCUUGUGGUAUCAUCAUCUGAUAACGAUAAGGCCUUGUGUAACCUUCACCAUCCGGUUAAAUAGCUGAUGACUCAUCGUAUCGCUACCAACGUGCACCUCAGUCAUUCACUGCCUGAAUUUGUAUUCCCGACAACAAUAAACUCAACUCUCAAAAGUAUUGUCCCAUACCCCGUUUUCCCGCAAAAGUCUGUAUAUUCAUUAGGUGAAAAAAAUAAUAAAAGAAAAUUAUCUAAGAUUAUUCAAAAUUGUUAAAAAGUAGGUAUUUAAAAGGAAAAUCAUUUUAUGAUUUUUAUUUAUUUUAUCUAUUUGCUUCACAAAGCUGGUAUUUAUUUUUAUCCAAUUGUUAAUAUAGAAUGCCAAGCCCCCCAUAUAAAUUUGGCUAACUUUGGUGGAG
Messenger RNA from Tuber aestivum (summer truffle), 1799 nucleotides. Lineage: Eukaryota; Fungi; Ascomycota; Pezizomycetes; Pezizales; Tuberaceae. The record is from the annotation of a GenBank genome assembly.